Poecilia latipinna (sailfin molly) is the source of this 2972-nucleotide messenger RNA. Its product is annotated as urea transporter 2. The transcript has 9 exons. Gene Ontology annotation, cellular component: membrane. Gene Ontology annotation, biological process: urea transmembrane transport. The coding region runs from base 224 to 1375 and encodes 383 amino acids. Gene Ontology annotation, molecular function: urea transmembrane transporter activity. The record is from RefSeq and is a predicted model, not a curated record. NCBI's taxonomy places the organism in Eukaryota, Metazoa, Chordata, Actinopteri, Cyprinodontiformes, Poeciliidae.
GCACAUGAGGCUGAGUGAAUACAUCACCCACCAGUUUAUAAGUCACCCCUUCGCGGAGAGAGAAGAGGCAGAGGAGGAGGAGAAGCGAUGAAGCAGAGGGAAGAGGAGAAAGACGGAGCAGAAGAACAAAAACAGGAUAGAGGGGAACAUAAAGGGGAAGGUUUUCUGCAUCAAGAGAACAUUUUUCUCCUGUUUGGAGUUGGGAGGCCCUGCAGCUGUAAGAAUGUGGAUAGAAACCAAAACGGAGGUGGAGGAGGCCAGCAGGAGUCGGGCCGGCUUCAGUCGGCGAGUGCUGGAUGGUCUGAUGUUGUGCACUGGAGACGUGGAGCACUUGGAUACGUACAUCCAGGAAAAGUGGUUUGUGCUGCAGCUGGCUGUGUGGGGGCUCAGAGGGGUGGCCAGAGUGAUUCUGGCCAACAACCCGCUGAGCGGAGCUCUGAUCCUGGCUGCCCUGUACUGGGCUUCCCCCUGGCAGGGCCUGCUGGGAACUCUGGGAGUACUGGCCUCAACGCUCACAGCUGUCAUCGUUGGACAGGACAGUGGCGACGUGGCAGGAGGUCUUCACGGAUUCAACGGCAUGUUGGUGGCUCUUCUGAUGGGAGUGUUCAGCUCAGCUGGAGACUGGUACUGGUGGCUGCUGCUGCCUGUCUGCCUGGGCUCAGCUACAUGCGUCUUUCUGUUCAGUGGGCUCACAACGUUACUGGACCACUGGGACUUGCCUGCUGCCGUGUUUCCCUUCAACAUCAUUAUCGUCCUUUACCUCCUGUGCACUGGAACGAACAACCCUUAUUUUCCUCACAGCCCAGUAACACCACCGGGGGCAGUAGAGCCUAAUGACACAGCGCUGAUAGCAGUCGAGGUGAUCCGUGGCAUCCCUCUCGGUGUGGGUCAGAUCUACGCUACCGGGGCCCUCGGACCCUCUCUCCUCAUCCUGGGGGCCGUGGUUCUCUACUCCCCGCUGCUGGGCGUCCACGCUGUGCUGGGAUCAGCAGUGGGAACGUUGGCCGGUUUAUCCAUGGCAGUGCGUCAUGACUCGCUUUACUCCGGCCUGUCGGGCUUCAACGGUGCUUUGGGCUGCAUGGCCGUUGGAGGACUCUUCUUUACCUUCAGCUGGAGGACCCACCUCUUUGCCAUCGCUAGUGCGUUUCUCUCUGCGUACUCAGACAUCGCCCUGAGCAACCUGCUAGGAACUGUGGGUCUCCCAGCAUGCAGUUGGGCAGCUACUCUAAUAGCCACACUUAUGUUGCUGUUGACCGGAACCUUAGCAGCAUACCGCAUCCCCAUUGGUCAAGUCAAGGCCCCUGAACGCAACCUGCGCUCGAGAAGCCAAUGGGAAGCCGGAAACACGGAAGAGAGGGAGAGCACGGAUGUGUAGCGGAAAGUUACACCAACUGGACCAAACACAGAAAUGGGAAGAAUGCUGACGGGCUGUUAACAAAGUUGUCCUUUUUCUCAUAGAUGUCAACAACUUAAAAAAACUUUUUGGGGAUCUAAAUUUGAACAAGUGAAACACUUUUUGUGAAACAAAGUUCUGUUACCUCCAUAAAGCUUGUGUAUUGCUUAUAAUUCUCUUGAUCUACACUUAGUAAAAAUUACAAUGACCAUCCAUUCAUUGAGUGUCUCAAAGUGCUCAAAAAAAUAAUGAGCUAAAUUAUUCAAAAAAAAAAAAAAAAAAAAAAAAAACUGACCUGCUGUUGAAGUUUGUUUAUGCGAGUCAAAUUUCGUCUAUGGAGACUGAGCGUUUGCAUAACGCAGAAUGACAAUAAGUAAGGUUGUUGUUGUUGGGCUAAUGCAAAAACUCUAGUACACAUUUGGGAUCAGCGACGCAUACUAUGAGACUUACUAAAAACAUGGAAUGAUUAAAAACUAUAAAACACAAACAAAAAAACUUAGAUCAUGUGCAUGGUUGUGAGACUGAUGCUGGAAUGGUAAUUAUUUAAAGUAUCUAAAUUUAACAUUGACAAGAAACUUAGGAAAUAUUACAACAGGACUCUUAGGAUACAGGAUACAAGAUAUUAUGUAUCUUGUAAACUGUAUUCUUUGCUUAGCUGCUGGUUUUGUUUAUCUUUUAACUCUGUAGGUUUUCCUGUGUAAUAUUUUUCCUCAUCUUGAGAUAAAGAAGAGACAUCACAAGUCAGAAGGAAAAAAAUCAUUUAAUAAACAUGAAAACGAGUUGCAUCAUCAUCUUUAAAAUGAAACAUCCUGAAUAUCAUUGUCAAUAAAAACCCAAACUGAAAUCAGCAGUAAUAUUUUUUCAAUGUUUUUUUUUUACCCUGCAUAGAUGUGCUACACAGCACUCCACUAAAAAUUCAUUGUAAACACAAAGUUUAUGUGUAAUGUACCUCUAUGCAGGCAGCCUGUAGCAGUUUGAAAUUUGUAAUGGUUUUAAUGAAAUGAUGCUUAAGCCUGAUGUUGAAAGGCAACCGUUACUUUAAAUACUCAUACAGACAUGAUUGUUACAAUUGCAUUAAAUCAACUUGUGGUUAAUUCCUUUCUUCUCUUUUCACAGUGCUUCAUGUUGACUGCAACAUUUUUUUUUUCACAUCUGUCGACGUAUUGCGUUUUCUAGAACACACUUUCCUAACUUUACACAGACAUUUUGAAAUGAUUAUCACAGUAAAGAAAAGAACUGUCCCCGCCUCCUUACAGGUGCAAUAAAAAUCUUGCAACAGACACAACCAUCUAUUAUUUUUAUUUCUUUUUUUUUUUUUGCUUUUUUUUUUUGCUUUACAUCAUGCAAUUCAGUUUUGGUGCUUUAUUUUUGUCUAUGCAAUCACCGCCUUCUUUGUUCAUUUAUUAUUACAAAGCACCUCACGAGAGACUUUUAAGGAAAAUUGUACAAAAGUGUCCAAGUCUACUGAUCGAACAUAAUUGUAAAUAAAAAAAAAAAGUUGAAAUAUAAAUGCUUGCACAAGUAGUUGUGUAUGUUCACAUAGAAAUAAAAAAAACAUUCAUUGUUCUACAUACUUUCA